Nematostella vectensis (starlet sea anemone) is the source of this 1258-nucleotide messenger RNA. RefSeq names its product U11/U12 small nuclear ribonucleoprotein 25 kDa protein. Gene Ontology annotation, biological process: mRNA splicing, via spliceosome. NCBI's taxonomy places the organism in Eukaryota, Metazoa, Cnidaria, Anthozoa, Actiniaria, Edwardsiidae. The coding region runs from base 31 to 495 and encodes 154 amino acids. The record is from RefSeq and is a predicted model, not a curated record. Gene Ontology annotation, cellular component: U12-type spliceosomal complex. Gene Ontology annotation, molecular function: protein binding. The transcript is spliced from 4 exons.
UCCAAGAGAUUCAUUGGACCUUCACCCAAAAUGGCGGACGAAGAUGCAGAAGACUCUACUGAAUUUGAGGGUUUGUCUCAUAGCGAGGCGAUGUCUAUAUUCAGAAAAGAGUUGUCUAAAGUAAUGCAGGACCCACUGCUUGUUGGUUUACCUAGUGAACCCACAGUAGAAGAGAUAACUGCGCAGUUGGCAUUAGAGCAUGGCCGUGCCAUCAUGGUGAAUGUGCGGCAGCAAGACAAAAUGGCAACGAUAUUACCUGUUGUCGUUGUUCAAGACGCGACUGUCCUGGAUCUAAAGAAGGCCAUCCAGAGACACAUCACAUUGAAGCAGACUCGUGAGGGUGGAGCUACGUACAUCAGCUGGAAGUAUGUCUGGAGAACAUUCUGGCUAAUGUUUGAGGGGCAGAAACUGUCAGAUGAUCACAAAUCACUUAAAGAGUAUGGUAUUUCCAGUAGAGAUGAAGUAACAUUUGCAAAACGACUCAAAAGAAAGUGAAAUAAGAGAUCAUGCUGUAUUAUAUUGUAAAUAAUUUUUAUAUAUUGAGAAAUAGAAACAAUACACCAAAAACUGGAAUUCGACCAAAUUUUCGUCUUUAAUAAGACUUCUUCAGGGCACCCAGCAGCAUUGGUCAUAAUGCAAACUUGAAAUACACAUUUGAUCAUUACAGUAUCGGAAACCAUUGUUGAAUAGAAUAAAAAAGCCUAAACUGUCGUGAUCUUGUACCAGAACAAUGAAUACAAUACACCAGAGUCGAAUUCCAGUUUUUGGUGUAUUAAACCAUUGUUUAUUUUCGCCAGGCAAGCAGCUUUUAUAUUUUAACAGUAAAAUUUAUUUAAAUGUAAAAUAUAAAAUUACUCUUAGGGGACUUAUUCUUUAAACCUUGCAAUACAAUAAACCAUAUUAUUCUUGACUCUAUUACCUCCUCAAUAAUAUAAUUCUUUUUAUGUGCCAAUUUCUCUGGUACUCCAAGUCUUUGCCAUUUUUACAAGCUAAAAACCUCCUUACAGCUGUUAAACAGCAUGAAGCUUUCCUAUAUACUGUUUAUGGCAUUUUUGUUGAUAUAUUUCGCCAUAUUUCAGGAAUUCAAGUAAGAUAGAGGAAACAUCUUCAUCUUUUGUCACUGUUAUUCAAGCGGGAGGUCUUGUCAGCUUGACAUUUGAUUGACAACUUACCAGUACAGACUCUUUAUAGUACAGUUUCAUGUUUAACAUUAAUUCUAUGUAACCUGUUUUCAGUCCAUAAAUACUCUUUAAACCUG